AUGGGUUCAGUUAUUGGCACGCAACUGGAUGAGCGAUUGAUCUAUCAAGCAACAAAGCAUGUUUUCGUCGGGAAGUACGCUAAAAUACGAAAGCGUACGGUUGUAGAAACGUCGAUUAACAACAACUUACUGGCGGGGAACCCGGUGCAGCAAGUCGUUAAUGAUCACGGCUAUAACGCUGUCGCUGAGAUAGUGUUAAAGCUACUUUCGGAAAAGGUUUAUGAGUCAGCGACAAUUGCUAGUCAACGAUUUCCCGACCUAUCUCAGCAUUCGUCUGUUCAAACGGCUGUCAACACGCACGUUGAAGCAGAGGCCAAUGGGACUGGGCAAGUCGCGCUUGAGGCUGUUGAACUAAACAACUCGGACAACAGUAAGGAGGCCGGUCACACGAAAGAACAUACAAAACCAUUACAGGACGCUAGGGACAGCACUGCGUGCGACAUUGCUGGUAUUCCAUCGUCAUUCCCAGUCUAUCUGCCGUUUCCUACGGAGCAUCUUCUUAUGGAGAAACUUCAAAAGACUCUAGAAGCUGCUUGUUACGAGUAUGGAAUAAGAGAACUCUCGAAUAUUAUGCAAGAACGUCACUGGGACUGUCCUGAAGCGGCAGAGCUUAGCCACGACAGGUCACUCAAAGAAUUAUUGCAUUCGAUUGCGCAAAUCAGACAUACAGCAGUCCAUCGCCUCCGCACCAGCUCAGCAGGACUCCAACGAUUCCUCGACGAUGCGGAAGACCUUACCAGAGCCCUAGGGGACAACUUAUAUAUACAAGCUAUUGCAAAACUCAAUUUGGAGACUCAGUCAACACUGGCAGAGCUUACACAGAAUAAACAAUCCAUUCAGCUACGUCUAGAAGAGGCCCAAAAAGAGAUAGCGAAGCAGCGUGCCGAACUAGAUCAGAAAGAGCAGGAUAACUUGCGCCUGAUGGAAAGGGAAGAUAUGAGGUACUGUGCUCAGGCUGGCGAAAGACUGGGAAAGGCUCUUCAUCUCGUGGGAAAAUUUGCAGUAGUGCUGGAGAAUGAGGACCCGGCAAUGGGUGGUAUGGACGGCGACAAUGCUUGUCCUGUCUCUGAUACCGACAGCAACUUGGAUCACGCAGAGCAUUUCGAAGACUGCAGCGAGUCAUGA
Messenger RNA from Fusarium proliferatum ET1, 1125 nucleotides. RefSeq lists its product as uncharacterized. Lineage: Eukaryota; Fungi; Ascomycota; Sordariomycetes; Hypocreales; Nectriaceae. The record is from RefSeq and is a predicted model, not a curated record. The coding region runs from base 1 to 1125 and encodes 374 amino acids. The transcript has 3 exons.